This is a messenger RNA of Micromonas commoda, 978 nucleotides long. Its product is annotated as short-chain dehydrogenase/reductase. The coding region runs from base 1 to 978 and encodes 325 amino acids. Gene Ontology annotation, molecular function: oxidoreductase activity, acting on the CH-OH group of donors, NAD or NADP as acceptor. The transcript has a single exon. NCBI's taxonomy places the organism in Eukaryota, Viridiplantae, Chlorophyta, Mamiellophyceae, Mamiellales, Mamiellaceae. The record is from RefSeq and is a predicted model, not a curated record.
AUGUCCGCGUCCCUCGCCGCGCGCUCUGCAAACUUCCUCGCCGCUCGCAGCGUCCGCACCGUCGUGCGCAAGCAGGCCGUCGCCAAGACCGCCGUUUACUCCACCCGACGUACCCUCACCGUCUCCACGCGUGCGAUGGGCGCGAAGAUUCCCGAGGGUGACCACUUCACCAUGGCCGAUCAGCCCGCCAGGUUCGCCAAGGGCAAGGCCGAUAACAACUCCCGCAUGCUCACCACCGACUACUACGACGGUACCUUUCUCAAGGGCCAGCGCGUCCUCGUCACGGGCGGCAACCGCGGCAUCGGCCUCGCGCUCGUCGAGGAGCUCGUCGACUGCGGCGCGGACGUCGUCGUCAUGGGUCGCGGAUCCUCCGACGAGCUCGACGCGCUCGAGGGCGUCCAGGUCAUCACCGGCUGCGACGUCACCGACACCAAGUCCGUCGAGGCCGCCGUCGCCAAGGUCACGGAGCCCGUGGACAUCCUCAUCAACAACGCCGGAUACUUCUACGAACCCCUCGAGACCAUCACGAGCAUGAACUUCGACGAGGAGCUCAAGAUGAUUGACAUCUGUGCCGUCGGCCCGCUGCGCGUGUCCUCGUUGAUGUUCAACGCCGGUAAGAUCAAGGCGCCCGGCGGAAAGAUCGCCAUGAUCACCUCACAGGGCGGAAGCGUCGCGUGGCGCGUCGUGCAGAAUCCCACGGGUCACGACUACGGCCAUCACAUGUCCAAAUCCGCCGCGAACAUGGGCGGCGUCCUGCUGGCGCAGGAGCUGGCGCCAAAGGGCGUCUGCGUCCAGAUGCUUCAUCCGGGGUUCAACAAGACUGGGAUGACGAAGAAGUACGAGAAGAUCUGGGAGGUGGAAGGCGCGGUGGACGCGAGCAUGGGCGCCAAGAGGGUGCUGCACGAGGUGAAGCUCAUGUCGCCGGAAUACAACGGCCUGUUCAUCAACUGCGAAGACGGUCUGCAGAUCCCUUGGUGA